This is a messenger RNA of Blepharisma stoltei, 3648 nucleotides long. Lineage: Eukaryota; Ciliophora; Heterotrichea; Heterotrichida; Blepharismidae. The record is from the annotation of a GenBank genome assembly.
AUGGCUGACUCUUUUCCUUCCACAACCUCCCAGUUAUAUAAUGCUCUAAAGAUUAGUUCUGAAUAUAUUCUUCAGAGGUUGCCUAAAGCUGAAGUUUCAAUCAUAUUAGGAAGCGGAAUUACUGAAUUUUAUUUAAGAAUAGAAAACUUGCAAGGGAUUCCUUUCCACGACAUUCCUUAUCUUCCAGAUUAAUAUGGUGGUGAUGACGAAAUAUGUCCCUUUGGUAACCCAUCACUUUGGAUGUGAAAAUCGCUUUAUAACUUAAGCCAAGGCUCAGACCAUUUAAUCCUAACCCUUUGCAUGCCUUGAGCUGCUGUAUGGGGUGAUUAAAUAUUGGGAGUCAGCUGGUGGAGAUUCAAUCCAGGCAUUUUAUCUGGAUAGUUUUUGGGCAACGGGUUAUUUCCCUAUGUGGUUUUUUAUCCUGGGUGCCACCUCUACUCAAGAUGGUCGAAAGAAAGCAUCGGGCUAAACUCUGCAUUCAUAGUACUCGAACGAUGUGGAGCAAAAGAAGUCUUUCUAAUCCGUCGAGACUCAGGAAUAUUGGUGCAAGCCCCAGCUCCAGGAGUAGACCACUAUUGAGGCAGAGUUUAGGUAACUGAGUUUAUCAGGCAAGCAGGUUUCGGUGGUCACAAGCGUGCUAAAACAUCAAAUCUGGAAGACUUUAAGCUUUUAAGUUAAGCUAUCUUCCAGUCCCAACAGUAUCAGGCCACAAAGGGACUUUAUAUCAUGGCACAAUCCAUGGUAAACCUAUUUUUUGUUGGGGCGGGAGACUUCAUGGCUAUGAAGGGUACAGUAAUUUUCAGAUUUCUUAUAUAGCCCAUCUCAGUGCAUUUUUAGGCUGCAAUACUCUUAUUUUAACCAACGCUUCCGGUUGCUCAAUGCCAGGUGUCAAACCUGGAGAUAUUGUCUUAUUAAAAGACUAUAUAUAUCUUAUAAAUAUAAAUACACAAAUUAUUCAAUUAAUAAAUAGCCAUUAAAAAUAAGCCAAAAAAAUAGUAUAAAACAAUUUGGUCGAAAUCCUUUAGACACAGGUCUCCAUACUCUUUUCACUGAGCCACAUACAAGUUUUGCAUUUGACGAAGAUCUCAGAAAAUAUGCUAUCCAAAUAGCAAAACGAUUGCCAAAUAUAACAGUCCAUGAAGGAACCUAUUUUUGGGUCAGAGGCCCAUCAUUUGAAACUCCUUAUGAAGUAGAAAGUUACACAGCUUUAGGAGGAGAUCUAUUUGGGAUGAGCACUGUCCCAGAAAUUCUGGCUGGCCAAGCUCAUGGGAUGAGAGUAUUAACAGCUGCAGUCGUCACAAAUUUGGCAGCAGGACUUGUAAAGGACGAAAUAUUGACCCAUGAACUUGUAAAAGAGACUAUUGCAAAAGUGAAAAAUGAAAUUGAAGAAUAUUUCAUGCAAAUUUUGUCAGAAUUGCCACCGUUUGAAGGAACUAUUCAGACAGAAUGGACAAAUGAUGUAUUCUAAAGUAAAUUAAUGGGGAAAUAAUAAUUAAUUUAAAUAAGGGAAAUUAUUUUGGAUAUGGUAUUAGAAUAAUAUAAUACCUAGAGCACUAAACCAAGGAAGAAUUGAAAUUACUGAAGAACAGAUUAGAGCUGCAAUAAGAUGGCUUAGACAAGUUAAUGAAGGCAGACCUAGCCCUACUCUAGCUGUUGUUAUCAACAGUAAACAAAAAUUCCGCCUCUCCGAGCUCCGAAAAGUUUACUAUUCAGAAAUCCCUAAUUUCCCUCAAAUUUCAUAUGCAUCAAGACAAGGCUAUAUUCUUAUUGGAGAUUUAGCCUCCACAAACCUUAUUUUCCUCGUAAAUUCAGAUUAUGAAGGACUAGAAACUUAUGAGUCUUACUUUUUAAUAAAAACCUUAAUAGGCUUUGGAAUAUUGCUUGCAAAACCGUAAAAAUGUAAACAAUUUUUGCAAAAAUUAAAUGUAAUUUUUUCAAAUUUUUUUUAAAAAAAUCAUUUUUUUGCAUUUUUGUAAGCUCUCCGUUUUGGAAUUACCCAUUUGCAUUAUAUAUUCCCAGUACUAAAUCUUGAUAAAACCGGAAUUGUAGGAAUUGACGAUUAUUUUAGUUUGCAUAUCAAAGGUUGUGCAGAAGGGUCAAGAAAUGAUGCUGCCAGGAUUACUUCUAUAGGAGAUCAUAGUGUCAUGGUUUUUCCAGGGCCAACUUUACCAACUGCUGCUGAAUAUGAGAUGGCAAGAAGGCUGAAUUUUGAUUUAGUCUCUAUUUCGUCGACAUCUAUAUUGAGUGAAGCCAGCAAUAAUGGGCUGCCUCAUUCUGCAAGCUGCUAUAACUGCAACUUUAAGGAAGAUUUUUUAACAAAUUCUGAGGUUAUACAAGCUUUGAGCUUAAAUUUGUUUAAAAAUUCAAGAGAGCCACUAUUAUGAUUUCCAAGCCUAUAUCAUAAAGAGGAAUUAUCAGCAUUUAACCAUGUUUUAGAGUCUCCUCAAGACUUAGAAAUUAUUGCAGCAGAAAUAAAAUCAGAAUUUUCGCCUAUCGCGACCAUAAUAAUUUCAGACACCCUAGGAGAAAGCUUUUUGACCCAUUUCCAAGUCACAAAGUCUUACACUUUUGGCCCUUGGUUUCCUCAAACCUUGCAUUUUACCUCAGAAAACUUUAUGAUCAUUAAAGGAUCCCCUAUCCUUCGCCAUGGUGACAAACAUCAUAAAAUGCUUUUCCCCACAUUUUUAUCAAAUUUACUAAAAAUUUCCAAAAUAUUCAUAUUUGAAGAAGUCUCAACCUGCAGUGAACAUAUACUAAUUGACCAAGAAUAGCCCACUAAGGAGCCAUUCUUGGUCUGCCAGAAAAAAAAAUUUGACAAAAGAUCCUAAUCUGCCAUUACCACUGAGUUUUUGGUGUUUCCAAAUUUUUUGGGCAAGCCAAAUGCAAUAAAAAAAAAUUGUUCUUUUGCGAUGAUGCAUUUGGCUUGUCAAAAAAAUUUGGCAACAUCAAAACUCAGUGGUAAUGGCAGAAAAGAUCCUAAUCUGCCAUUACCACUGAGUUUUGGUGUUUCCAAAUUUUUUGGCAAGCCAAAUGCAUCACCGCAAAAGAACAAAUUUUUUUAUUGCAUUUGGCUUUGCCCAAGAAAUUUGGAAACACCAAAACUCAGUGGUAAUGGCAGAUUAGGAUCUUUUUGUCAAUUUUUUUCUGGCAGACCAAGAAUUGCUCCAUAGUGGGCUAUUCUUGGUCAAUUAGUAUAUCCAGCUAGGCAGCUGAAUAAGAAUUACUCAACAAUGUGGGCUUGCUUUCUUUAAUCCGCUAUUUGGUCCUAAUAUAAAUCAUUGGGGUGUUAGAUUCCCUGACAUGAGUGCUGCUUUUUCUUGGAAUUUUGACUGGAAAUCUGCAUUUUUGGCACAUGGGAUUAAUUGUGAGGAAGGAAAACUUGUAUAUACCUCAAGUGAAAGAGAAGCCCAUGGGAGAGCUCUAGCUAAGGUUGGAAAUGUAUUAGGUGCUGGGGUGUUAGGAAAAACAGGGCAAUAUUCAGCAAUUAUAACUCAGCAUAAGCAUGCUGAAGAAGAAGCGAGAAAAGUUUUGUAUCUUGGAUAUGCAAAUUAUGACCCAAUGAGAGACCAACAUGCAAGGCAGCCGUCCGAUGAGCAUUUUCUCGCAUUAAAAGAGCUAUUAUUAUCCUCAAUACCAAAAGUUAUCUAA